GAGGAAGGACAUGGAAGCAGCUACUUAGCUCAUCUCGUCGUAAGGGGACGAUAUCGGCUCCGUUCAUAUGGUGGGGGAAAUAAGCUACUGCCACUUGCUUAACUAAAGACCCGUCAUCUGAGAGAACGGACCGGUUUCUGUUUUCAUAGGACAGUUAACAAACGCUACAGUUAAUACUAGUCGCACACCCUGACGAAGGCAACUAGUAAGUCUGUGCAUCGCUUUGUGAACUUUCUUUAACUUUUACGCACGGAGUGGGAGCAUUAUUUUGUGUUCCAAGAAAAAUGUGCGCCCCCAACGCAUCGUUUUUUUGUCGUGCGUAAUGUUGUUUUGAAGACUGCGACUUAUCCACUAAUGCAUUUUGGACAUAUUUGAAGAGUAUCCACACGUUGUUUGAGGGAGAACAGUGGGCUUGAGCCACCCUUUUAUCUCAAUUUGUUAUUAGUCCAGCAGAAUGCCUCGACCAGGGAGAAACACGUACAGUGACCAGAAACCACCGUACUCCUACAUCUCCCUUACCGCUAUGGCGAUACAGAGUUGCCCAGAGAAGAUGCUCCCUCUUAGUGAGAUUUAUAAAUUCAUCAUGGACAGAUUUCCAUACUACAGAGAGAAUACGCAACGGUGGCAGAACUCAUUGCGACACAACUUGUCGUUUAACGACUGUUUCAUCAAAAUUCCAAGGCGACCGGACCAACCUGGCAAAGGGAGUUUCUGGGCUCUCCACCCUAGUUGCGGGGACAUGUUCGAGAAUGGAAGUUUCUUGAGACGCCGUAAACGCUUCAAGUUAAUGAUGACAUCAGACCACUUAGCACCUAACAAACCGUCGGAUGCUGCCCAUUACCUGCAACAACAAGCUAAACUUAGACUGAGCGCUCUGGCAGCUUCUGGGACUCAUCUUCCACAGAUGUCAGGUUACAACAUUGGAGUCCCUCACCAGACGUCCACUUUCAAGCACCCAUUUGCUAUCGAAAACAUAAUUGCCAGAGAGUACAAAAUGCCCGGGGGACUUGCCUUUUCCACUAUGCAGUCCAUGUCUGCUGGCUAUCCCCUGCAUAACCAACUGACCACAGCCUGGCCCCACAUGUACAGCACUAGCGUGAUGGACACGGCAGCCCCCAUCUCAAUGGCCAGUGAUUACUCUCCGUACGGGAUGCCCCUCAAGUCUUUUUGCCACGGUGGACAGACUUUACCUGCCAUUCCGGUGCCAAUAAAGCCUACCAUGGCCUCAGUGCCGGGUCUGUCAGCGCUUCCAGCUCACAUUCCAGCUUUCCUUGCGAACUCGCCGCAGUCUUUAAGUCCUACAUCCCCCCAAACAGCUACUAGCCAAAGCAGCCCUGCCACUCCAAGCGAAACUCUCACAAAUCCAUCCUCGGCAUUGCAGUCAGUGGUUGCAGUCCACUGACAAGACGUUCGUGGGACUUGCAUAAACUUCUUAAAAUCAUCCACUCCAAAGCAGUAUUUUAUUUGCAAUUAUCACAACCAAGACCGUGCAAUAUCUCGUCUAUAAGGCAAGAUGUUUGCGUUUUGUUGUUUAUUGAUGUACUUAGAUGUUUUAAUGGAGCAUUGUUGUGGCAGUUGCUAUGUCUAUUUAUGACACCUGUGUUAGCCGACAUCAUCUCACAACUUUUCAGGUAAAUUCUUUAAUUACCAAGUUAUCCUCAAAAGCACUGAAAUGUUAUCUCUCUGAAUAUUCUUGCUCUGUAAUGCAAAGCCUCCAAAAUUGAAAAUCACAAUCUUUUAAUUUCUUUUUGCAAUCACAAGAUCAAUUGGUGGCUGAUAUUAAAUAAAGUCUGUUUUAGGUACUCAUUGGCUAUUAUAUUUUUUCCUUGUCAUGGUACAAGGGGAGAAAAAAAAUACGGAAAGCAACUAUUAGAUAAUUUAUUGGCAAUCCACAGCCCACGAUUAGAACAACUCGGCAAAACUAAGUGACAUGUAACUACCUUACAAAUCCGCAUUUCAAUUAGUAUACCAAAUAGCUUCAGUUUCAAUUGUUUAUAUUUGGUUUAUAUAAAUUCACUUGAAAUUAACAAUCAAAGCUAUGACAUAAAAAAAUAAAACAUUCAAAACAUAUUUAUUAUAAAGGUUGAGGUUUUUGAAAAUUUGGAAAUAAAUACAUGAACGUAAGAAUAUUGAAAUGUGUAAAAUGCACUUUUUAGUUAGACGUUUUUGAUUAUCUGUAGCCUAGAUUACAGAUCGUUAGUUGCUAUGUGGACCAUAUAAUUUAAAAACCGUGGUAAACUUUAAAUGCUGUAUAUUUGUACGUUCUCUGUAUAGAUUAAAGCAUGUUUCCAAACGUUGUGUUGUAUUUGCUGCCAGCAUGCGUGCUUUUUAAGUGUGCAUUGUGUCUGCAAUAAAUUAUUGGUCAUCAAGAGAUUUUCCCAUUAAAAUGUGCAUACAUAUUAUGUUAUCUUAAUGUGUAUUCUUAAUAAUUUGACUAUGGCUAACACACAAGCACACACACACAUACAUAUUUAACUUUCUUGAAGUUGUAACGUUCAUGUCAAAGAUAUUGCAAAAGGCAAAAGCAAAUCCUUUAGCAUGAAUUGUUGCAGAUGAUCCUACUAUAAACUGAAAUAUCUCUCUCCAUGACCACGCUGUUCUGAUAGAACCAAGCAUGUUAUGAGCACACGAAAUUUCGUUCAUUCAACAGUUUAAAAUAGCCUACAGAUUGUUUUGACUUAGGGAGUCAAAUGGCCUUUAUUAAGUAUGGAUUUUUCAUUUACUAUUGAAGUUUAAGGAACUUUCAAGGCAAUAUAAAUAUCAUAAUAAUUCCAUCCAUAUUGACAACAUGUUACUUUAACAUUUGGUUAUGUAAGUAUAUACAAUAUUUGAGAAUAAAAAAAGAAGUUUCCUAUUUCAUAUAUUUAGUUUCUUCUAUUUCCCAAAAAGUUUUUUAUAGAGGUAUUUAAUAACCUUCAAAUAACGUUACACUUAGACCGAUAUGCUUCAUACUGAACCUUAUUCAAGAAUAUUAACAAAUAUAUUAGAAUUCCUAGUGUAUACUGAUGAUACCGAAUAAGUGCUUCAAUCCACUUCAUUUACUCAAAUUCACUUGAAUGGACAAUUCGAAGAAUGGCAAACUUCGACUGGGCCACCGGUGUAGAUUUAGCCUGUUUUCAAAGAGACAAAAAGACUGAUUUUCUCAAACACAUUGCUGACUGAGGGAUUUGGAAACGAGUUUAGAAACCUAUUUGGAAUUUAAAUGUGCCCCUCCCCCUCCACUUCUUUUGAU
Messenger RNA from Osmerus eperlanus (European smelt), 3232 nucleotides. RefSeq names its product forkhead box protein B1-like. Gene Ontology annotation, molecular function: RNA polymerase II cis-regulatory region sequence-specific DNA binding; DNA-binding transcription factor activity, RNA polymerase II-specific. Bases 455 to 1402 code for a protein of 315 amino acids. Gene Ontology annotation, biological process: regulation of transcription by RNA polymerase II; cell differentiation; anatomical structure morphogenesis. The record is from RefSeq and is a predicted model, not a curated record. The transcript has a single exon. NCBI's taxonomy places the organism in Eukaryota, Metazoa, Chordata, Actinopteri, Osmeriformes, Osmeridae.